Fonsecaea nubica is the source of this 531-nucleotide messenger RNA. RefSeq lists its product as hypothetical. Gene Ontology annotation, biological process: mitochondrial electron transport, NADH to ubiquinone. The record is from RefSeq and is a predicted model, not a curated record. The transcript has 4 exons. Lineage: Eukaryota; Fungi; Ascomycota; Eurotiomycetes; Chaetothyriales; Herpotrichiellaceae. Bases 1 to 531 code for a protein of 176 amino acids.
AUGGCGAAACGAGAAGCAAGAUUCAGCACCGAUGUGCUGAUCGACACCACGCCUAUGCCCGACCACAUCCCUAAAGUCGAGGAGAUCGGAGCCAGUUCAGCGCCCCUCUUGAGCGCGUCUUUCUUCAUUGGGGCAAGAUGUCGGCCUUACAACGAUGACUACAUGCAGUGCAAAACAGAGGCAUACGGUCGAGGAGAGUUGGAUUGUAUGCGGGAAGGGAGGAAAGUCACAAGAUGUGCAGCGAGCGUAUUGUCCGAUAUCAACAAGAAUUGCUUGGAGGAGUUUCGAGCACACUGGAGCUGUCUGGAGAACAACAACCACCAACUGUGGCAAUGUCGACGGCCAGAGCGCGUGCUCAACAGAUGUGUUUUCCAGAAAAUCGGCUUGGAGAAGACUAUUCCCGAUACACCAAAGGGACAGACGCCGAUCCAUCUCCGGGAUAAGCAGCUUUUUGCAGACACUCCACAGGUUGUCAUGCCGUGGGAGAAGGAUGUCGGGGUUAGAAAGAAGGACGCCGCUCAACCACAAUAA